AUGGAUCACGAAGAAGUCAUUGACACCACAGACAUUAUCCUCAUCCUCAUUCAUGUCUGUAGCAUUGACCUUUCGGCCGACAACUUUGGAACAUGGCGAAAGACGUAUCACAACAUGGCAUUGAAAUACCACUCAGACAAAAACCACGUUCUACCGUAUGCCACGCUGUUUAUGCAGAAGCUUAAUGGGGCUAAUAGCUACCUCAAGAACUUGUCAUCAGAAGGAUACCACGCUUUCAUUGUAGACAAUCGGCAUUUAGCCUACACGAUGUCGUUCUAUGAUUUCAUUCGCUAUCGAGACCUCGAGAAUGCCAUAAACUCCCACACCCAGAGUCUUUCUAACCUCGUUCAAGAUAAAGAUGAAGAACUCCACUGUAAGCGAGAAGCUAUAAAGUUGUUGAAUAAUCUACAAAAUGAAGCCAAAGCCCAGAAGGAUGAAAUGGAGCUCGAGAUCAACAGAUUAAGAAGACGACUAAUAGAAGAACAAGAAGAGUCAGCUAGAUUACAAGCACAACUGGAAGAACUACAAAAAACUCAAUCCACAAACCAACACCAAGCUAAAACGUCAACCUCCAGUAACUUCGAUGAAUAUGUAAAUGACGCUCCGAGCACCUCUCGUCAAAUGUACAAUUCUGGUACAUCCAGAGAAGGUGAUGUUGACUAUGGAAACUGCUACUCCACAUACCAGGGAUCUACCAGGCCGACCCACGAUACUUCAUCCACCUCCACAAAUAACAUAAGAUGCAGUUUUUGUGAUAGGAACCACUACUCAGCUUCUUGCGAAAACGUUACGAGAAGAGACGAAAGGCUAAGUAUAUUAAAUUAUUGGAGACUUUGCCACAACUGUUUGGGAUUUCAUCCCACACCAAAGUGCCAAAGCACGAAACGAUGCCGAGCAUUGACGGAUUCCACAACUUGA
Bursaphelenchus okinawaensis is the source of this 918-nucleotide messenger RNA. The record is from the annotation of a GenBank genome assembly. Lineage: Eukaryota; Metazoa; Nematoda; Chromadorea; Rhabditida; Aphelenchoididae.